Molecule: messenger RNA, 1887 nt
Organism: Clonostachys byssicola
Lineage: Eukaryota; Fungi; Ascomycota; Sordariomycetes; Hypocreales; Bionectriaceae
Source: the annotation of a GenBank genome assembly
AUGCCUCUUGCACUGUGCCUGCCUCCAGCCAGCCUCAUGACCGCGGUCCCUGAAUUCAUCUGGCGCUAUUUUACUGACUCGAAUGCAGAUUACCGCGAGACUGCCGCCAAGUUUCAAAAAGAGUGGCACAUCAAGGAACCUCACCAAGAGUUCCCUUUCGCACCCCACGUAAAAGGCCACGCUCUGGUAUCCAUCAUCAAUCGGGGCUUACUUUAUCAUGCGCUUGAGCGCCAACACAUAGCAAAUCAGUUAUCACGAGGGGCGAAUUUAGAGCAUGAUUUGUUGGAGUUCGGUAUUUUCGGGCCCCUGGUCACAAAACCCCCAGCGCAGGUUGAGGAUGUCGGCGCUGCACUUGAACGGGCGUCGAUAACUCAGCCCGCCACGGUCACCGCGCCACCCUCCGAGGAUCUGGAGAUUAAUCGUAAACGACAUCAGCAGCAAUUACCCAAUGGAUCUCCAAUUAAGCGCCAACGGCUCAGUAACAGUUCCGAGAAUGGGCUGGAUGCAGGCGCUGACAUCACACCUAUGGAUGUUGACACACAGGAAGGUCACCAGCAGCAGCAUCAUGAGGAUAACCACGCUUAUCCGUCGCCACUGGAAGGCGAGCAGGCUACCACACCAAUGGUGCACACCGACGGCCCCGAGCAAGGGACGCAGGUAGACAAAGUCGAGGAGCUUUUGCCAGACACCACCUUCAUUCGCCUCGGAAACGACUCCCUAUCUUCUAUUGACAGCGACGACAUGGUAAACGGUAACAACGCACCCAUCCUUCUGCAGUGUGAAUGGAGCCCGAAAGACCCAACUCUGCUCGCAGCCGCAGGUACAGAUGCGCUUGCCCGAGUAUGGUCAAUUCCCCGUGGUUAUGCCCCCGACCGGAGGCUGCCCAACGGUUACGUUUCUCCAGAUGGACUGCCCCUGCUCGACCCUGAGACUCCUUCGAAUACGACGGUCACGGCACUUGCCUGGGCGACGGAUGGUCUAAACCUGGCGGUCGCAGUUGACAUGCGAUCAAAGGCUGCGAUCAAUAUCUGCUCGUCUGAUGGAAUGCUUCUUCAAACACUUACUGUAAGCGAGCCCCCAGUUGUCAAACUUGCCUGGAGCCCGCAAAGCACGUCGCUGCUAUCGAUUUCGCCCGAGAAAACCGGCGCUAUCGUCACGGUGUAUGAAUCUUCCUCAGGUGCUGCAAAGUCGUAUGUGAUUCCAGGUUACGAUACGACAGCCAACAGCCUGGAUGCAACUUGGACUAGCGAAAACGAGUUUCUUCUGGGUGGAGGUGACAUGUUUGUUUGCCUACGUGUUGGGGAAGCUUCAAUAGAUCUGGUUCGCAAGUACGAGACCAGACAAGAUGAUAGCUUCAGGCAGGUUCUGUACGAUUCAUUGACGAAAAUCACUGCAACUUCCAGCGAGAAGGGUGUGUUAGAUCUAUGGGAUGAGGCUGGGCAGCGGAAAUCAAUAACCGCGCAUCGGGGCCCUAUCACCACAAUGGCGUGGCAGCCUUUAUCACCAACCCAAGUUAGGGCCGAUGACGAGCGACUAAUUGCCACCGGAGGUGAAGACUGCGCUAUUUUGAUAUGGAACGCAAGAAGGCCAGAGAGCAAAACCAAGUGCUUCUUGACCAUGGGCUCUCCAAUCGUCCGCCUUGCAUUUACCCCGGAUGGCGCUUUUAUUGCCGGCGCCACGGCGACUCAAGUGCUGAUAUGGAAAGUCGAAAACACGGCUGUCCCACGAGCUACGUGGACACGUCCAUCGCAUGCGGGGUGGUCAAGCCCCAAAGAAAACUCAGAAUCAGAAGAAGAGGAUGAGCACUGCCUAUGUUGGGACGCGAGCGGACAGAAAUUGGCAUAUGGGUCAAAUUCCAGACUCGCUGUGAUCAACUUUAGUAGAUGA